AUUAAUUAACGGCACGUGUACUGACGGCUGCAUGAUAACACAAGCACACUUCCGGUUUCCGGUGCGGUGUGAGGCUUUACUGUGACCAGCAUGAACUCUGAUGGAGCUGUGAGGAGUUUAGGAGCUGUUUUAUUCCUGGUUAUCUUUCUCUCACUGAUGAGUGGUGAAGUAGGAGACCCACAGGAUGAGGGUGAUGCGGGUGAUGCUGCAGGUGGAGUCUCCGGUUCUUCUGUCCACAUGGAGAAGGUGUAUGGCUUUGUGAGCUGUGUGGUUGCUGUGCUGCUCUACGGCACUAUCUACGUCCCUGUCAAAAAAGUGGAAACUGGAGACGGUAUGUUCUACCAGUGGAUCUCCUGCGCUGCCAUCUGGGUCGUGGCCCUGAUAGGAGACAUUCUGCUGAGAUCCUCUAAAGCUCAUCCAGCCGCCAUGCUGGGAGGAAUGAUCUGGGCCACCGGAAAUAUUUGCUUGGUGCCGGUGGUGAAGUGUGUUGGUCUGGGUCUCGGGAUGCUGCUUUGGGGAGCCAGUGGUCUGCUUAUUGGCUGGGCGAGUUCACUGUUCGGUCUGUUUGGACUGGAACCUGAGGUGGUGUCGAGACCCUUGUUGAAUUACUGUGGUGCUGCUCUCUGUCUGCUCAGCACUCUCCUAUUCUUCUUUGUGAAAAUUGACGCGCAGAAACCUUCAUGCUCUGAAGCGACGCCGAUCCUCAUACAGGAAAGGUCGUUCUCUGACGGUCUGCGCUCCACUGACUCGUGGGUGGACACAAUAUCGCCAAAAUCCAGAAGGCCGCUUGGCUGUAUCAUAGCGAUUUUAUCAGGUUUGCUGUUUGGCUCCUCGUUCGUGCCGAUUAUUUACAUUAAACACCAUGCAUUCAGUAAUAACAGCAUGUUCACUGGCUCCAGUCAGAACGAUCUGGAUUACUGUUUUGCUCAGAGCAGUGGGAUUUUCCUCAUGAGUAUGCUGUAUUUUGUCAUCUACUGCGCUGUGAUGAAGAACCGACCUCGCGUUUACCCCAGAGCCGUUUUACCAGGAGUUCUGAGCGGUGUAAUGUGGGGAAUUGCGACGUACUGCUGGUUGCUGGCGAACCGCCGCCUCGGCCCCGUGGUCACCUUCCCCAUAGUGACUGCUGGAUAUGGAUUAGUGGCUGCUCUGUGGGGAAGUGUGGUCUUCAAGGAGGUCAGAGGGCUGGGGAACUGCCUGCUGUUUGCCGUGGCGUGCUGCAUGGUUCUGACCGGUUCUAUCCUCACGGUCCUCUCCAAACUCUGAGAGAUUCUGAUUAAUGACGACUGUUUAUCAUGAUAUAAUCUGAGAUUAAGGAUGUCCUGUAUGAAGUUAUUUAUUUGGAUUAAAUCAUUUUGUUCAUUUGGA
Molecule: messenger RNA, 1365 nt
Organism: Ictalurus punctatus (channel catfish)
Lineage: Eukaryota; Metazoa; Chordata; Actinopteri; Siluriformes; Ictaluridae
Gene: tmem144b
Product: transmembrane protein 144b
Exons: 12
Coding region: 91-1263 (390 amino acids)
Biological process (GO): carbohydrate transmembrane transport
Cellular component (GO): membrane
Molecular function (GO): carbohydrate transmembrane transporter activity
Source: RefSeq, a predicted model, not a curated record